This is a messenger RNA of Linum tenue, 324 nucleotides long. NCBI's taxonomy places the organism in Eukaryota, Viridiplantae, Streptophyta, Magnoliopsida, Malpighiales, Linaceae. The record is from the annotation of a GenBank genome assembly.
AUGCCAAAGCAAGCUGCACCUAAUGAUUUUUUAGGCCAAGUUUUGGGCAAAGAGCAUUCAGGUAGGAUGCGAGGUAUGGGGGCUGGUGUUGUUCCGUCUGAGACCUUUGGUUCUAGCUCGUCUAGAUAUGUCGGAGAAUCAUCAAAUGCCGAUUUUGGAAGUGAACAAAUUUUGUGGUCUAAGUUACAACAAAGCUUGGAGAAGAAUAAGAGGUAUGAAGAGUGGUCAGUCAAGAUUUUUCAGCACAUGAAUGUCCCUAUUCCAUUGGAGCUAGCUAUGUUAGAAGAACAAGUAAGUUGCUAUUUUGAAUGUAAGAACUUGUAG